Sphaerodactylus townsendi is the source of this 1559-nucleotide messenger RNA. It is a transcript of the gene WHR1, whose product is annotated as serine/threonine kinase 19. The transcript is spliced from 9 exons. Gene Ontology annotation, biological process: positive regulation of Ras protein signal transduction; protein phosphorylation. The coding region runs from base 322 to 1080 and encodes 252 amino acids. NCBI's taxonomy places the organism in Eukaryota, Metazoa, Chordata, Lepidosauria, Squamata, Sphaerodactylidae. The record is from RefSeq and is a predicted model, not a curated record. Gene Ontology annotation, molecular function: protein serine/threonine kinase activity.
UCACGUUCCAGCCAGGGGCCAGAGGCAUGUUUUGGCGAGACGGGUAACAAUUGACAAGCGGUGUGUGUUUGUGUGUGUGUGUGGUCGAUGUCAUUUCCGGCUGCCAAAAGGGAUGGGCGUUCUUGAGAAGGCAGAGGAGGAGAGGACCUGGUAGAAAAUCACACAGCCUGUCGGAGGGGGAUUGUCCUCCCAUGAGUAGAAGUUCCCAAGACUAAGUACUGACAUCAAGGGACAUCUGGUAGAGACAUCAAGGCACCUCUGGUAGGGUCCAGCAAGGAAGGCCAAUUGAUGUAAAACCACCCAGCCCGGUUUUCCAGCCCCAUGAAGAGGAAACAUCAGCUCAUCUCAGAUGCUUUCAAGGCCAAGAAGCCAAGGUUGGCUGUAGGUCCAGAGCCGGAGGAAAAAGAGGGCCCCGAAGCAGUGGAAUCUGCGCUCCAGUACUUGGCAUCUCUCUUCCCUCGCAAAUUAUUUGAGGAUGCGCUGCCGCCCUUGAUCCUGAGACACCAGAUCUACAGCCUCGUCAAAGACCGCACCACUGUUGAUAGAUGUCUGAGCCAACUGAAAGAUGAAGGACGGAUCCGAAUGUUCCAGCAGGGUUUUGAUGUAGACAAUCUUGUGGUGGCGUUCACGGACAGCUAUAGGGCUAAGGUGCUGGAGUUUGUGUCUGGGAAAGAGCUUGCCCGGACAGUGAGGAAGUUCUUGGACUCUGUCCUCCCCUCCUGCACCGAUAUCAGUUUUGACAAGAAGCGGAUGCUGAGAGAAUUUGGCUUCAGUGACACCGAGAUCACGCAGCUGGUAAACGCAGGAGUCCUGACUGUCCGUGAUGCUGGGAGCUGGUGGCUGGCUGUACCUGGAGCUGGCCGCUUCGUGAAAUACUUCAUCAAAGGAAGGAAAGCCGUGCUGGGCAUGAUCCAGAAGGCCAGGUACAAGGAAGUUCUGUUGUCAGAUUUGCAGACCCGCCGAGCACCAGCCAGUGUCAAACUGGGACUCCCCUACCACAUACAUGACAUCAUUGGAGCUCAGUUAGUCGACUGCAUACCAACAAGCUCCGGCACCCUUCUGCGACUGUCUGAAGAUUAAGUGUUGCUUCACCAUCCUGGAGGAGACUUGUGCCUAAAGUGAACUGUGACCCCUCCUGUAGAUCUUAAAUGAUCCCUUUUUAUUGCACAGCCACCAGCAUCUGCAAGAGCACGAGAAACUUUUUAUUUACGGACCAAUCUACUUUGAGCUCGCGAUACGUGAGAGAACCAGCAGGACUAGUCACUAUUGUGACCGGACUGUGAUGUGACUUUAUGGAUUCUGGGAGUUGGAUUUUGGAUAUGUCUUAUGGAAUGGGACACUGAAGUUUACUCCUGUGGGGUAAGAUUAUCCCAAGCCAAAUAUGCCUCCUGGGGGCAUCUUAAUUCUUAAAUGACUCAGGUUGCCUGUUCUGGAGAGGCAGCAAAGAUUAUUUCCCCCCCUAAUUUAUUUCUUGUUUGUUCUUUCUGAUCUCCUGUCAUCUAUGCCUUGAAACGUAAUUAAAAAACAGCGCCCUUCUGGCUCCGUGGCUUUUUGCUCGA